GCAGACCCCGUAGGGAAGGAAGUACCACCCUACGGGGUCCGGGAGACGCUCCGCUGGCCCCUGCUCGGGGGGAGCCACUGGCGUGGUGCCUUGCUCCUCUACGAGGAGUACACUUUACACUACAAUGUUCACACUCUCCUCGAAGAGGAGCUAGGCCUCCACGGCUAGUGGCCCACGGAGUGCCAGCGGAGCGGCUUAUACACCCCGUAGGGAAGGGAGUAGUACCACCCUACGGGGUCCUGGAGACGCUCCGCUGGCCCCUGCUCGGCUCACCGAGAUGAUUCCCAAGGUGCACACGACAUCAGUGAGUGUACCGCUAAUGUGGACCAGAGGUACGAUGGCCGGCAGCGGCAGAUAGCUGCUAGUGGGGGGGAGAGCUUGAGCGCGGGUUUGGCUGCGAAAUCGUGCGAAGUUCCGCAAAAUGGCUGCGUGGCCGUGGGCCCGCGCUGGGGGGAGCCAAAAUAAAAAAAAAAAAGAUAAACAAAAAAAAAAGAAAAAGAAAACAAAGGCAACCAACGGGUCUACCGAGACAUAGACAGACGACCAAAUGAACAGGAUAAGGAAGAAGGACGCGCCCGUGCUUGGCGAACCGCUCCCGUUGCCCUACCGGGUGGCCGAGGCGGCGCCCACGGAGCGUCGCUCGAGAGAAAGAGAGCGGGAGACCGAGGUGGGCACCGCGGCUCCGGUCAGAGUGCCGUCGCGCCAGUCUGGCGGUGCGGACGUUGGAAGCGCUGGGGCCGAGGAUUUGGACGCUCUCAAGCCGCUGCUUCGUAGGAUUGUGGUGGGGAAGCUCCGCAAGGCCGGACGAGAGUCUGGCACAGAGCACGACGUUGGUGGUGGUGGUGGAGGGGUGGUGAAGGUUGAGGCAACUGGUGGUGCGAGUAGUGCGAAUUUGAGUGCGAGUGCGGGCUCUGGAGGAAUUGGUGGUGGUGGUGGUGGUGGGGCAAGGGCCUGGAGCGCUUCAGACCGCCGGUGGAAGGGAGGUAGCCUUCAGCAGCUGCAACGUAGUGGUAGUGGGACCAAGCGGAGUGCCAGUGGAGCUGGCAGCCGUGUGGACGACCACCAGUGGAAGGACCUGGACAUGGGCCUCGACCCGACGGUCCUGCGUAUACGCCAGAAGCUCAUGAAGGUGGAGCAGUACGCCAGCCAGGGCCACAACGACGUCGACCAUACGUUGGCCUUUAUAGAGACCGAGUUGGACAUCUUGCUCCGGAGUGUUGGUGGGCGUCAGGACAGCCAGCAGGAACAGCAGCCGUCCAACCGCAGUGCGUCUUGGGAUCACCAGGGCGGGAUAGAAGAAGAUGGCCAUGGCACUGGACCGGGUGACCGUGACGACAGUGUAGUUGAGCUCGAGGGUGCUGGCCCAUGGACUCCUCCGUCAGUGCUUGACGAGCUAGACCGGAUCAGACGCGAACAGGAGUCCCGGCGCCAGGACGUGGCCAGUGUUGGGAGCGAGCGUCUGGUGGGCUCCAAGAUCGUAGAGACGAUGACGAGGGCCCAUGCAACGACGGCGGUCAGGAGGACUGUUGGUGGGGCGGUCAGAGCAGCGAGUCUGCGCCCAUGGCUUUGGGCCGUGCUAGCCCUUGUUCUAGCGUUCAUGGCUUCCUCGGUCUACGUUUCUGGUCUCACGUACCAGUACUGCUACUACUACUGUUGAGUACAUACCUGCCCUACUAC
[Candida] anglica is the source of this 1677-nucleotide messenger RNA. The record is from the annotation of a GenBank genome assembly. NCBI's taxonomy places the organism in Eukaryota, Fungi, Ascomycota, Pichiomycetes, Serinales, Debaryomycetaceae.